GGUUGACGUAUUUCUAUGGGGUUUUUUUUUUUAUUAUUAUUAUUUUUUAAUAAUUUUAAUUAACUUAAGUACCCCAUAUUAAACAGCUGGGUUAAUGUGUUUGGCACGACGGCGACGAUAAUCUAUAUAGGUGCGUAUAAUAUCAUAACCGGGCGGUUUAAUCAAAAUCGCGUAUCAGGCACACUCGUGGCGAGACGCGUACACGUCCCGCACGUCGUUAUAAUUUAUAAUAUUCAUCGUCGUCAUAACACAAUACUAUAUUGGCCAAUACACAUCGUCAUGGACUAUCGCCAAGUAUCGGAGAAACAGACUCGUAGACGCAGCAGGACCGUCAGCUGGGACCAUUCGGUCAGGGCGGACGGUGAGCCGUUGACUUGCAGGACAACGACGACGGACAGGAGUGCUCUAUCGCCGCAGGGGCCGACGUCACCGGGUCGCCGUGAUUCGUCGACAGUGGAAUUGUUUUUCGACGACGACAUGAGUAUUAGCAGAGGACAUUCGGUGGAAAAGGUUCGGUUUUCAGCCAGCCGGGCGCAUUCAGACGAAAACGAUGAGGAUUAUUCAGCUAGUGUAAAUGCAAUACUCCAUAAGCGGCUUAGUGUUAGGAAAGGCAAACACCAAAAGCAAAGAAGAUCGUCUUCUCCCGUGUCUUCAAUGCUAGCGGAUGACGCCAGUUUAAUAUCGGAUCGAAGAAGAUCGUCAGCUUUUACAACCAGCUCUGGAGACACGGCGAUUAAUAUCGAAGAUGCUGGUAUCUCUCAAGAGCAGAUAUUUGAAAACAUUCGUUUACACAAAGAGGUAUUGGGUAGCGUACGACAGCAACCGUGGUCUAUACGGAGGAAGAUGAAAUUGGUUCAGCAAGCCAAAGAAUACGUGAAGAAGCACGAGGGUCAGCUGCAAGAACGUUUAGCGAUGAGUAAAAGUACGAGAGAUAUCAUGGCGCGGUUUCACAUAGUCCUAGUCAAACAAUGGCAGCACAGUAAACGGGAGAUGGCCAAUUUCAUAAGUCAAAUUAUUCCAUGGGAACUAACGAUCAAAGAAAUCGAAUCUCAAUUCGGCACGGUGGUCGCUUCGUACUUCACGUUCCUCCGCUGGUUGUUCUGGGUGAACUUUGUCAUAUCCGUGUUGUUAGCAGCCUUCGUCGUCAUGCCCGAAAUUUUAACGACCAACAAGGCAGACACUGGAGAGCGUAAGACACUGUUGCCAGAGGAGCAGGCCACUUCUAUGGAAUUAAUGACUUUGUUGAACUUUGAGGGAGUCCUACAGCAUUCACCCAUGUUUUACGGCUACUAUUCGAAUCGACAAAGUUCCGACACCGGAUACCGGCUACCAACGGCCUACUUUAUUACGGGGCUCGUUGUUUACAUUUACAGCUUCGUGGCUACGCUCAGAAAAAUGGCCGCAAACUCCCGUUUGAGCAAACUGUCCGAAAAAGACGAUGAGUGCAUUUUUACGUGGAAACUGUUCACCGGAUGGGAUUACAUGAUCGGAAACGAAGAAACCGCUCACAAUCGUAUAUCAUCGAUUAUACUCGGUUUUAAAGAGGCAUUGCUUGAAGAAGCUGAAAGAAUGAAAGACAAACAAAAUUGGAAAGUGGUGGCUUUGAGGAUAUUUGCAAAUCUGAAUAUGGUAUGGAUGCUUGGAAGUUCAGUUUAUGCCGUCAUUCUCGUGGUGGGCAGAUCCACAGAACCAGAGGCCGAAUCCACGCUAUGGAGAAAAUACGAAAUCACAGGUGUCAUGACUCUCAUUGGUACGUUCUUUCCGAUUGCUUUUGAAAUUUUGGGAGUGUUGGAGAGUUACCACCCAAGAACAACACUCCGUGUACAAUUGGCCAGGAUUAUGGCGCUAAACUUGUUAAAUCUUUACACACUGACGUUCGCAUUAUUUGUGAAAAUCAACGACAUGACAAAGGAGCUAUUAGUGUUGAAAUCCAAUGUAUCCAAUAUCACGGCCACUGCGGCCACCAUGGCUACCAUGGCCACCACGACGUCUUUGUCGAAGACGACGUCGACUACUUCGGUAUUGGUUGCGUUAGCGUUCAUGAAUUCCACCAUGUCGAACACAACGAAACUUCAGUUGCCCGUAGCCCCUACGAUCGCUACCCAACCGAAUUGCUUCCGACAGGAGAUAGAAUGUCCGUUCUCAUUUCCAGCUGUUCGAAACGUUCCAGCCGACGUGCAUCCAAAGAUGGUUGACAAUUCCGUACCUUCAUCACCACUGCAAUUGAUUACCACUGGGGCCGACUUGACAACGGUGGUGGAUUUUGGUCACACUUCGGACUUCAGUCGAACUACAAGUAUUUUCAGUGUGAAUCGGAAUGGCACCGGAUGGACUGAAAGUACAACUGAAACGACUAUCAAGACCGUCGAUGAUUUACGAAUAACCGCUGAGGUCAUAUACUACGAUGAGACAUCUUCGUCCGAAGAUACCUCCACUACCACCGAGUCUGACGUCAGGUAUACGCACAGUUAUGACGAGACGAUGGAGAAUUUGACUGUGGGUCUGGUCACAGCUGAGUCGAUGACGGAGAUUUCGACCAUGGACCUGGUCACUGCUCAGUCAACAAUUACGAGUUCAACGGACGUUUCAUUCGACUUUACUUCGAACACAUCCGAAUUGAUAUCAAGUUCCACAGAAAGUACGUUAGGUGAAACUAUACCGAGUGAGUCUGUAGAGUCAACGACGAGCGUGGUCACUGAAUCAACGGAAAGUCUGGACGCAGUCGUGUUAAUGGCGAACACGACGAUUGAUCAAUCGACAAUCACUAUAGAUGACAACGAUGAGCCAUAUAGUACGAUUUCGUCUGACGAUCUUCAGUUUUGGCCAACGGACGAGAUGAAUGCGUCGUCUAAAGAGAGAAGAAUCGUAAAACGGAUGUCGGAAGUAAUUUUCAAUGGGACUCAUUGCUUUCAAAUAGUUUGUUCACCUCCAUCACCGGUUAUAAAUGUAACUGAGGUGCCAAACGGUUUUCAAGGAUUUAGCGAGGAAUCGAGCGAAGCGUAUGCUGCAACAACGGAACAUGAAGAUGCGCCUAGAGAAGACUUAUCACUUCGAGCCACUUGUUUGAAUCUUCAAAUCAGGCGACGAUUGCGGAAGUUGUGUUGGGAGACAAUGUUUGGACAAGAGUUGGUAAAACUUACAGUCAUGGAUUUGGUGUCGACGAUUAUUUCGACGAUAUUCGUGGACUUUGCGCGUGCCGUGUUCGUGAGGUACAUGAACCGGUGCUGGUGCUGGAACCUAGAGAAGCGGUUCCCGCAGUAUGGUGAUUUCAAGAUCGCCGAGAACAUAUUGCACUUGGUCAACAACCAGGGUAUGGUGUGGAUGGGCAUGUUCUUUUCUCCCGGACUGCCCAUCAUCAACGUGGUCAAGUUGAUGAUCAUGAUGUACGUGCGGUCGUGGGCAGUCCUCACAUGUAACGUGCCACACGACGUCGUGUUCCGGGCCAGCCGGAGCAACAAUUUCUACCUGGGCCUCCUGCUCACCAUGCUGUUUUUGUGCGUGCUGCCAGUCGGCUACGCCAUCGUGUGGAUCGAACCAUCUUGGCACUGUGGCCCGUUCUCUCAGUACAAGAAAAUCUAUCACAUCUUCACCAAUUCGAUCAAGAAGGCCGUGCCCAACCCACUUGUGCACCGAGUCCUCGAUUACAUAGCGUCACCGGGAAUCGUUAUACCGCUGCUGCUGCUUCUCAUCCUCAUCAUAUACUACUUGGCCUCGCUCACGUCUUCACUCCGGGAAGCCAACAACGACCUAAAAACGCAGCUGAGACGCGAGCGGACCGAAGAACGUCGAAAAAUGUUUCAGUUAGUCAACAGGAAGAAGCAAGGUGGCGGUGUCGACGACGAUGACGACGACGAUUACACGUGCAUGGACACCACACUGGCAAAGUGGAGACAUAUAAUGCCAGACAGCAAACUGCAGACGGACGUUCCGAGCUCCGUGUUCGAAAUCGUGGAGAAAAAGCUCACGGAAAAUGAGGUGCUGGACAAAGUGCGUGAGAAACUCGUGCACAUGGAAGCAGAGGACCAGCAGCCCGAAAAUAAACAACAUCCAAGCCGCGAAGAUCAACAGCAACAGCAACAGCAUACCCAACCGCAGCCCACGAAGCUCCAACGUAAUCAUCACCACCAUAAUCCACCUCCACUACAACACCAUCACCAUCAUCACCACCAUCACCAGCAGCACCUCUACCACCACCUCCGACGGCCUUCGAGAAAUGAAGAAUCACGGGACACGGCUGCGACGCUGCGCAAGUGGAAAAAGUCCAAUGUGGUCCGGCCUCCGUCGUCUGAGUCCGAGUCGUCGGAUCAGUCGGAAGCAGUACCGGAAAUCCGUGAAACAGUUGCCGCUGUUUCUCACGUUUCCGGGUCUCAUCAAAAGACCACGGCCGCUGAACUUCCGGUAGCAAGCGCUGUCGUUGAAGAUGGAAGUCCUGUGACCGCCACUGAUCAGCCCGUCAAGCAGAGGGCGAGGCUCAAGUUGGCACAGAUAUUGUACAAGGAGGCGAGGAGGAGAAGACAAAAAUACGUCGAGGAGCUGCAAAAUCAACAAGAAUAAAAUAUAGAAUACAAACGAUUUACAACAGAACAUACUAUUCGGAAGCACCAGUUGGAUUUUGAAUUUGUCUUGAAAUCUAAGAAAAAUCUUACUCAUCUAUAUAACAUCAAAAUAUAAAAUACAAAGUAUAUUGUAUUAUAUUAUAAUCAAAUGAUUAGUUUCUUAGCACACCAUUGUUUAUUGUAUGGUUCAGAAUUAUAUUAUACUAUUAAAUAUCUGCACGUCACUGUUAAGAUACGACCAUACUUAUAUCUAUACAUUGAGAUAUGAGGCUAUAUGUAAUCGUGUUGGAUUCAUGUAUAGUUUUACUAAACCAAUUUAGUCAUAGUCGAAUAUAUAUAUAUAUAUAUUCAUAUAUCUAUGAACACAAUUACAUUUUUUUCCGAGUGUUUUUAAAAGUUUAAGUUUUAAUACAUUAUUGAUCGUUAUGCUGAAUUAACUCUUUCUGUUUGGGCCACCCAUUUAUAUAUUAUAUAUUAUUAUUAUAUGUAUAUAUAUACCUAUUCCGAGUAUCACAAAAACAUGAUACAUGGACAAAGUUGAUGCCCAUGGGCAUGCACAAAAUAGAAAAGUUAAAAAUUGUAAGUGAUAAGAAUUUAUGAACCAACAGUUUAGUCUAAUGAUCAGCAAAUAGAAUUCAAAAAUAUGUAAAGGAUAUUGACUUAUACGAGCAUUUGAGUUAUGAGUGUACCCUGUUUUUGAGUAUACACGGUGUAGAUGUGUAUUUUAUAACUAUUAUUCAAGUAUUAAAUAUUUUAGACACUUAUAAUUAAUAUUGUACAUGGUAUUUAAAAGGGUGUAACGUGGGUGUUCUCCAACUGCGCUCUCUAUCGACAAUCAAUAUGUCAUAUAAUUCCUACCAAAUUCAUUUUUUGAAUUUGUUAUCUUGUGAUACUAAUAUAC
Molecule: messenger RNA, 5457 nt
Organism: Myzus persicae (green peach aphid)
Lineage: Eukaryota; Metazoa; Arthropoda; Insecta; Hemiptera; Aphididae
Product: transmembrane channel-like protein 3
Exons: 15
Coding region: 280-4554 (1424 amino acids)
Cellular component (GO): plasma membrane
Molecular function (GO): mechanosensitive monoatomic ion channel activity
Source: RefSeq, a predicted model, not a curated record